GAAGCAGCAACGGCGAGUCUCUCCGCACUGACAGCCAGAUUUCCACUCGCUUUCCAGAGCCCGUUUGCACAGAGACACACGGCCAUGGCGGGGCUUUACUGAGGGAGAACAGAAUAGCAACGCCGUUUGUUCAUACCCGCUGCGUUCUGCUGCUUAUCUGCGGGAAAAGGACUGCAUUAAAGACUUGGAUUAAAAAAAAAAAAAAAAGCAAUAGAGGUUUAGUAAAGCAGAAAGAAUGGCCGACCGUGAUAGCCUACCGCUUCCUCUGGAGGUGAGAGCCAGACUCGCCGAGCUGGAGCUGGAAUUAUCCGAAGGCGACAUCACACAGAAAGGCUAUGAAAAGAAGAGGUCAAAAUUAAUUGGUGCCUACCUCCCACAACCACCAGGGGUGGAUCCAUCACUGCCUCAAGAACGCCGCACCCCAGUUACCCCGUCCUCCUCCUCCCGAUACCACCGGCGCAGGUCCUCAGGCUCGCGGGAUGAGCGCUACAGAUCAGAUGUACAUACAGAGGCAGUGCAGGCGGCCCUGGCUAAACACAAAGAACGGAAGAUGGCAGUGCCCAUGCCCUCAAAGCGCCGCUCCCUGGUGGUGCAAACUUCAAUGGAUGCCUACACACCCCCAGACACCUCCUCGGGCUCAGAGGGAGAGGGCUCUGGGCAGGGAGAUUCCCAGGGGACGCCCACCUCUAGCCAGGGCAGCAUUAACAUGGAGCACUGGAUCAGCCGGGCCAUCCAUGGAUCCACCACCUCUUCCACUACCUCCUCCUCCUCCACGCAGAGCGGAGGCAGCGGGGCAGCCAGACUUACGGACCUCACAGCUCAGACGCAUAUCGGGCCAAUUGCUCACCUUUCACUGAAGAGAAAAAGUAAGAGUGGCACAGUUGAGAAUGGAAAUUCAUUGCGUCGGUCCUGCGAAUUUGGAUCUGAACUCGCCUGGCAACCCUUGGAAACAGAGGAAAACCAUCUUGCACCCCCAGAUGUCACCACUUACACCUCAGAGCACUCCAUACAGGUGGAGAGACCACAGGGCUCCACAUCAAGAGCCGUGCCCAAGUACGGCAAUGCAGAGCUCAUGGAGACUGGAGACGGUGUGCCGGUCAGCAGCAGAGUAUCAGCUAAGAUCCAGCAGCUUGUUAAUACCCUGAAGAGGCCCAAGCGACCACCUUUAAGAGAGUUCUUUGUCGAUGAUUUUGAAGAACUGCUGGAAGUACUACAGCCAGACCCAAACCAGCCCAAACCCGAGGGAGCCCAGAUGCUGCCGAUGCGAGGGGAGCAGUUGGGGGUGGUGACUAACUGGCCUCCGUCUCUAGAAGCAGCCCUGCAGAGAUGGGGGACCAUCUCUCCCAAAGCACCCUGCUUGACCACAAUGGACACUAAUGGAAAAGCACUAUAUAUCCUCACUUACGGAAAGCUGUGGGCCCGCAGUAUGAAGGUGGCCUAUAAUAUUUUACAUAAACUGGGAUCAAAGCAGGAGCCGAUGGUCAGGCCAGGUGACCGGGUAGCUCUUGUGUUUCCCAACAAUGACCCUGCUGCCUUCAUGGUGGCAUUUUAUGGCUGUUUACUGGCAGAAGUUGUUCCAGUGCCCAUUGAAGUGCCACUAACGAGAAAGAGACCGACACCUGCUGGGGAAGUCAGAAUGAUACAGGAUGCGGGGAGCCAACAGAUUGGGUUUCUGUUGGGAAGCUGUGGAGUCACUGUAGCCUUGACUAGUGACGCUUGCCAUAAAGGACUGCCUAAGAGCCCGACGGGGGAGAUACCACAGUUUAAAGGGUGGCCAAAGCUGCUAUGGUUUGUCACAGAAUCAAAACACUUGUCCAAACCUCCCCGAGACUGGUUCCCACAUAUCAAGGAUGCAAAUAAUGACACUGCCUACAUCGAGUACAAGACCUGUAAAGAUGGAAGUGUGCUGGGAGUGACUGUGACGAGAAUUGCACUGCUGACUCAUUGUCAGGCGCUGACCCAGGCCUGCGGAUACACAGAAGCUGAGACCAUUGUGAAUGUAUUGGACUUUAAGAAGGAUGUUGGGCUCUGGCACGGCAUUCUCACGAGUGUCAUGAACAUGAUGCACGUUAUCAGUAUCCCGUAUUCCCUUAUGAAGGUCAACCCUCUUUCCUGGAUACAAAAAGUGUGCCAGUACAAGGCAAAAGUGGCAUGUGUGAAAUCGAGAGACAUGCACUGGGCCCUGGUGGCACACCGAGACCAAAGGGAUGUGAACCUGUGCUCCCUGCGGAUGUUAAUAGUGGCUGAUGGAUCCAAUCCUUGGUCAAUUUCUUCGUGCGAUGCAUUCCUCAAUGUCUUCCAGAGUAAAGGGCUGCGUCCAGAGGUCAUCUGUCCAUGUGCCAGCUCUCCCGAGGCUCUCACUGUGGCUAUUCGAAGGCCAACAGAUGACAGUAAUCAGCCUCCUGGCAGGGGAGUCCUGUCUAUGCAGGGACUGAGCUAUGGGGUGAUCAGGGUGGACUCUGAAGAAAAGCUGUCUGUUCUGACAGUGCAGGAUGUUGGCACAGUCAUGCCAGGAGGGCUCAUGUGUGUGGUGAAACCGGAUGGGGUCCCUCAGAUAUGCAGGACGGAUGAAAUCGGAGAGCUGUGUGUGUGCUCCAUUGCUAGCGGUACAUCCUACUACGGCCUUUCAGGCAUGACCAAGAACACCUUUGAGGUAUUCCCAAUGUGCAGCUCUGGGGCGCCCGUCAGUGAAUACCCGUUUGCCAGGACUGGGUUACUAGGGUUCAUAGGCCCGGGGGGGCUGGUGUUUAUCGCAGGGAAAAUGGACGGGCUGAUGGUGGUCAGUGGCCGGAGACACAACGCUGAUGAUAUUGUAGCGACGGCGCUUGCUGUGGAACCCAUGAAAUUUGUCUACAGGGGAAGGAUAGCUGUGUUCUCCAUCAGUGUCCUUCAUGAUGAAAGGGUAGUGAUUGUUGCCGAGCAGAGGCCUGACUCCACAGAGGAGGACAGUUUCCAGUGGAUGAGCAGGGUGUUACAGGCAAUAGACAGCAUUCACCAAGUAGGGGUCUACUGCUUGGCCCUCGUUCCAGCCAAUACCCUCCCGAAAACUCCUCUCGGUGGCAUUCACCUGUCUGAAACGAAACAGCUGUUCUUGGAAGGCUCUCUACACCCUUGCAAUGUGCUGAUGUGUCCACACACCUGUGUAACAAAUCUGCCCAAGCCAAGGCAAAAGCAGCCAGAGAUCGGGCCUGCCUCUGUGAUGGUGGGGAACCUGGUGUCUGGGAAGCGGAUCGCACAGGCCAGUGGAAGAGAUCUAGGACAGAUUGAAGACAAUGACCAGGCAAGAAAGUUCCUCUUCCUCUCAGAAGUGUUACAGUGGCGAGCUCAGACCACUCCCGACCAUGUACUUUACACACUCCUCAGCUCACGGGGGACAAUAGCCAGCUCCCUGACUUGCCUUCAGCUGCACAAGAGAGCAGAGAAGAUCGCAGCAAUGCUGGGGGAGAGGGGCCACCUACAAGAUGGAGACCAUGUGGCUCUGGUGUACCCUCCAGGAAUAGACCUGAUUGCAGCAUUUUACGGGUGUCUGUAUGCAGGCUGUGUGCCAAUAACAGUGCGACCUCCACAUCCACAGAACAUAGCCACUACGCUGCCCACUGUAAAGAUGAUUGUAGAGGUCAGCCGGUCAGCCUGUAUAAUGACAUCGCAGGUAGUAUGUAAACUGCUGAGGUCAAAGGAAGCAUCGGCUGCAGUAGAUGUGAGAACAUGGCCCCCUGUCCUGGAUACAGAUGAUUUGCCAAAGAAACGACCUCCCCAAGUAUACAAGCCCUCGGACCCGGACACAUUGGCCUAUCUGGAUUUCAGUGUGUCCACAACAGGAAUGCUUGCAGGAGUGAAGAUGUCUCACACAGCCACCAGUGCCUUUUGCCGGUCAAUCAAGCUGCAGUGUGAGCUUUAUCCAUCUCGAGAGGUGGCCAUCUGCCUAGACCCUUACUGUGGGCUUGGGUUUGUUCUGUGGUGCCUAUGCAGUGUAUAUUCAGGGCAUCAGUCAAUCUUGAUCCCACCUUCAGAGCUGGAGAUAAACCCUGCACUGUGGCUCCUUGCAGUCAGUCAGUACAAAGUCCGAGACACCUUCUGUUCAUACUCUGUGAUGGAGCUGUGCACCAAAGGGCUUGGGCUGCAAACAGAAUCGCUCAAGUCAAGGGGACUGGACCUGUCGCGUGUGCGGACUUGCGUUGUUGUAGCAGAGGAGCGGCCCAGAAUAUCUCUCACCCAGUCCUUCUCCAAGCUCUUCAAGGACCUCGGACUCCACCCCCGAGCUGUGAGCACGUCAUUCGGCUGCAGGGUCAACCUGGCCAUUUGUUUACAGCCUCACAGGCUGGGGAAGCUGGCCGAGCAGGGGACUUCAGGACCUGACCCGACCACUGUGUUUGUCGAUAUGAGAGCGUUGAGACACGACCGGGUUCGUUUGGUAGAAAGGGGGUCUCCUCACAGUUUGCCUCUGAUGGAAUCAGGCAAAAUCCUGCCUGGGGUUCGAAUCAUCAUCGCCAAUCCUGAAACCAAGGGACCCCUGGGAGAUUCACACCUUGGGGAGAUCUGGGUUCACAGCGCUCAUAAUUCCAGUGGCUAUUUCACAGUCUAUGGAGAGGAAUCUCUGCAGUCUGAUCAUUUCAAUUCACACCUGAGCUUUGGAGAUACACAAACAAUCUGGGCCCGGACUGGGUACUUGGGCUUCUUGAGGAGAACAGAGCUUACAGAUGCAAGUGGAGAGAGACACGAUGCCCUUUAUGUGGUGGGAGCGCUGGAUGAAGCCAUGGAGCUGAGAGGAAUGAGGUACCAUCCCAUUGACAUUGAGACGUCAGUGAUCAGGACACACAAAUGCAUCACAGAAUGUGCUGUGUUCACGUGGACUAACUUGCUGGUGGUGGUCGUGGAACUGGACGGCUCAGAGCAAGAGGCCUUGGACCUGGUUCCUUUGGUCACCAAUGUGGUCCUGGAGGAACAUUACCUUAUUGUGGGGGUAGUGGUGGUGGUGGACAUGGGAGUGAUCCCUAUAAACUCUCGCGGAGAGAAGCAGCGGAUGCACCUGCGGGAUGGCUUCCUGGCAGACCAGCUAGAUCCCAUUUAUGUGGCCUACAACAUGUAGCCUUCUGCAUCAAGGCUUUUACUGACUCUACAAUAUGUACAUACAAGAAAAAGUGGUGUCUGCUACAGUAAAAAAAAAAAAAAAAAAGAGAAGGAUGACGAAUAAAAACGGAACUGUUUUGUGUUAUUACAAAUUUAAAGAUGCACUCCAGAUUGGCAAGAGCCGUGUGAGAUGUACAUUUUGCCACUAAAUUUUAAACACAAGGACAGUGGAACCCUCACAGUUUUUAUUUAGGGCAGAGUAAGAAGACCCUGCUGUUAGAAAGUGACUCUUGCUUAUUUUGGAUGGUGCUGCUUUUUAAGUAAGUGUGGCUUUAUAUUUUUUAUGUUACAUAUGCUGAAGUCGCUCAUUUUUUAAAAUCUGCCCUCUGAGAGGUACAGUACAGUA
Polyodon spathula (Mississippi paddlefish) is the source of this 5473-nucleotide messenger RNA. RefSeq names its product disco-interacting protein 2 homolog C-like. The transcript has 40 exons. The record is from RefSeq and is a predicted model, not a curated record. Bases 236 to 5086 code for a protein of 1616 amino acids. Lineage: Eukaryota; Metazoa; Chordata; Actinopteri; Acipenseriformes; Polyodontidae.